This is a messenger RNA of Centrocercus urophasianus (Greater sage-grouse), 2451 nucleotides long. RefSeq names its product myosin light chain kinase 2 (gene MYLK2). Lineage: Eukaryota; Metazoa; Chordata; Aves; Galliformes; Phasianidae. Gene Ontology annotation, molecular function: myosin light chain kinase activity; ATP binding. Gene Ontology annotation, biological process: positive regulation of apoptotic process; protein phosphorylation; intracellular signal transduction. The coding region runs from base 1 to 2451 and encodes 816 amino acids. The transcript is spliced from 11 exons. Gene Ontology annotation, cellular component: cytoplasm; nucleus. The record is from RefSeq and is a predicted model, not a curated record.
AUGGAGCAGCACGACGUGCCGGGCAGCACUGCCGAUGCGGGGGGGUCUGGGAGUGCGGCCCCCCCUGGAACAGAGACCAGCGCAGCGCAGCCUGCCCCCGCUGCUGCCACCAAUGCUGUCCAGGCUCAGAAUGGAGGAAAGGAAGAGCCCAUGGAGAUGGCUGUGGGUGCUGCAGGAGAGCCACGUGGAGGGACGGCGGGGCCCGCACAGGAGAAAGUGCCAACUGCUGCAGGGAAGGAGGAGCCUGGGAAGGAGACGGCUCCGGGUGCUGCUGCUGAGGCUCACGGUGCAGUGAGAGAGGAGGCUGAGCCCGAAGGAGGGAAGGCAGAGCCUGAGCAGGAGAAAGUCCUAAAUGCUGCACCGCAUGGGGGUGGUGGGGAAAAGGAAGUUGCCAAGAAGGGGGCUUUGGCUGCAGAGACCCACAGAGGGAAGGAAGAGCCUGGGAAGGAGAAAACCCCAACGGGAGAGUCCCAAGGAGAGACAGCAGAGCCUGCACAGGGGAAGGGCUCAGCUGUAGCAGGGGCUCACGAAGAAUCUCCAAAGGAGAAUGCUCCAGGUGCUCCAGGAGCUGAGGCUGGAGGAGAAAUAAAGCCCACAAAGGUGGCUUCAGCUGCAGCCUCAGCUGCAACACCAGCCCAUGGUGAGGGAGAGCCUGUGAAGGAGCAGCCGGCUGCUGUGAAGGCUGAGAAUGGAGGGAAAAAUGCUGCAAAGGCAAAGAAAAGCCCGGCUGCAAAACAGCCUGCAAAGGAGAAGGCCCCUGCUGCUGCAAAGGAUGGAGGGAAGAAACCCACAAAGGCGGAAAAAAAUACAAUGGUGACAAAGGCUCAGGAUGGAGGCAAAGAGACUGCGAAGGAGAAAGCCACGGCACCUGCAAAGGAGAAGGCUACAGAUGCUGCACAGAAGCCCCCAGCUGCAGCAAAGGCUGAGGAUGGAGGGCAGGAGCCCACAGAGGAGGCCCCGGCUGCUGCAGGGACUCAGGGUGAAGUGGAGAAAGAGGCCAACACAGAGCAGACAAACAAGGAGCAGCCGCUGAGGGGACCCGAGCCCACACGUCCAGCUCUGAUGCAGAGCCUGAGCUGCCCGGCCACCUGCCAGAGAGAGGAGCAGCUCAGGCUGGAGGUGGCUGCGAUGGAGACAAUCUCAGAGGAAACCCCUAUGGAACCAGCAGGAGAGGGUCUGGUGGAGCCCAGCCCAGCCCAGGGGGAUCUGCAGCCCCCAGAGCAGCCCGUCCCUGUGGGCAGCACCGCCGUCCCACAGGAGAGGACAUUGCCUGGUGCCGAGGAGCAGCCCCAGCUUGGGUCAGAGCCCCCUGGGCACGCAGAGCAGCCGGGCCCUGGGGCCAUGGGGCAGCCAGCUGCGACGGUGGCAGAGCCACCACCCAGCCCCUACCUCACCCCCGAUUUUGGGAAGGAAGACCAUUUUGAGAUUCUAGAUGAUGUCCCCCCUCCUCCCGCUCCCUUUGUGCACCGCAUCGUCUCGCUGCGGACGGGCAGCAUCAGCUCCCAGUACAACCUCAGCUCCAAGGAAAUCCUAGGCGGGGGAAAAUUCGGUGAAGUACACACGUGCACGGAGAAGCAGACGGGGCUCAAGUUGGCUGCCAAAGUCAUCCGGAAGCAUGGAGCCAAGGACAAGGAAAUGGUGCUGUUGGAGAUCGACGUGAUGAACCAGCUGAACCACCACAACCUCAUCCAGCUCUACGAUGCCAUCGAGACGCCCCGGGAGAUCAUCCUCUUCUUGGAGUUCGUGGAGGGCGGAGAGCUCUUUGAGCGGAUCGUCGACGACGAUUACCACCUGACAGAGGUGGACUGCAUGGUGUUCGUGCGGCAGAUCUGCGAGGGCAUCCGCUUCAUGCACCACAUGCGCGUCCUGCACCUCGACCUCAAGCCCGAGAACAUCCUCUGCGUCACUGCCACCGGGCACAUGGUGAAGAUCAUUGAUUUUGGGCUGGCUCGAAGGUACAACCCCGAAGAGAAGCUGAAGGUGAACUUUGGCACUCCUGAGUUCCUCUCCCCUGAGGUGGUCAACUACGAGCAGGUCUCCUACUCCACAGACAUGUGGAGCAUGGGAGUCAUCACCUACAUGCUCCUCAGCGGCCUCUCCCCCUUUUUGGGUGACAACGACACCGAAACACUCAACAACGUCCUGGCAGCCAACUGGUACUUCGACGAGGAGACCUUCGAGAGCGUUUCUGAUGAGGCCAAGGACUUUGUCUCCAACCUCAUCAUCAAAGAGAAGAGCGCCCGGAUGAGUGCAGGGCAGUGCCUGCAGCACCCCUGGCUCACCAACCUGGCAGAGAAAGCCAAACGCUGCAACCGCCGCCUCAAGUCCCAGGUGUUGCUCAAGAAAUACGUCAUGCGACGGCGCUGGAAGAAAAACUUCAUUGGGGUCUGUGCCGCCAACCGCUUCAGGAAGAUCACCAGCUCGGGCUCGCUGACGGCGCUGGGUGUCUGA